UUAAAGAUUUGCUUAAAUCAAAUUACUAUAUUUAUAUUAUAAUCAAAGUCUAGGCAGCAGCACAAGUAAAGGGCGACACACAAGAUGUUGUAUUGUCCGCCGAACAUCACGUUCAACGAGAUUUGGACCAAACAUGGCAUCUCGCACUGUUUUAUGGACACCGUGGGACCGGCGAUAUGCGGUGGCUUCCUUCUUCUCUUCGGCGGUAUCCAGAUACUGAUGUACCGCAAAUAUGCGACACCAACAGAUCCCACACAGAUCACAAAGUCCCGGCUAUAUGCUUUCCAAUUGUUUCUCCUACUCUUUGUGCCGGUGUUGGCUCUAUUGAGAUUCUUUCUCAACGCUCGUAUCUAUGCGGACAGUGCAGUUUACGGCUAUAUGAUAUUUUACACAUGCGUGAUUUGCUUCUCUUAUCCAUUUAGCAUCUGGCUCAUUGUGAAGGAGCGUCAUUAUCAGCUGCCAUCGGUACCGACACGUGGUCAUGGCCUUAUAUUAUUGCUCUUUUGGACCAUGGCAUUGAUAAAUGAGGCGCUGUCCAUAGUCAAUUUGGACCAUGAGGAUUGGUGGUUCCACUUAAAAAAUAACAAAGAUGAAAUCGAGAUGGGCAUGUUUGUUACCCGCUUCUGUUGCUCUCUGCUCAUCUUUGUGCUCGGCUUGAAGGCACCCGGCAUUAUGGCACCCUAUAAUCCGCACCAACGUCUGGAUGACUCAUCGAACGACUCAAAUGGCGGUGUGCCAACUGGCUCUGCUUUCCGCAAUGGCUGGCGCAAGCUGCGCACCCUGUUCCCAUAUCUAUGGCCAAAAAAAGAUAGGAUGCUGCAACUCGCUGUGGUCGUUUGCAUAACGUUGCUUGCUGCUGGUCGUGUUAUCAAACUGUUUCUCCCCAUUUAUCGCAAGCUGUUGGUUGACAGCCUGACUAUCGAGCCCAUUGAGUUUCGCUGGGACUUUGUGCUUAUGUAUGUUACUCUAUCGUUCCUGCAGGGCGGCGGCACUGGCGGCAUGGGCUUGUUCAACAAUCUGCGAACUUUCUUGUGGAUUCGCGUGCAGCAAUACACGACGCGGGAGAUUGAGAUUGAUCUGUUCAGGCAUCUGCAUCAACUAUCGUUGAGAUGGCAUUUGCAGCGCAAGACAGGCGAAGUGCUGCGCAUCAUGGAUCGCGGCACAGACUCAAUUAACAAUCUACUCAACUAUAUUGUAUUCUCCAUAACACCUACCAUACUUGAUCUGAUAGUGGCUGUCGUGUAUUUCAUUUAUGCCUUCAACUGGUGGUUUGGUUUGAUCGUUUUUCUCACCAUGUUCUUGUAUAUAGCUUCCACAAUUGCUAUCACGGAAUGGCGGACUAAAUACCAAAGGCGAAUGAAUCUGGCAGACAAUGAGCAGCGCGCUCGAAGUGUAGACUCCCUGUUGAACUUUGAGACAGUGAAAUACUAUGGAGCCGAGAGUUAUGAGGUGGAUUGCUACAGAGAGGCCAUAUUGAAGUAUCAAAAAGAGGAGUUCCUCUCCAUGGUCACACUCAACCUGCUCAACACCGCUCAGAAUAUUAUACUCUGUUUGGGCUUGCUCUCUGGCUCACUGCUAUGUGUGUAUUUGGUGGUGCAUCAUCAGACCCUGACAGUGGGUGACUUUGUGCUCUUUUCCACGUAUCUCAUGGACUUGUACAUGCCGUUGAACUGGUUUGGCACAUAUUAUCGUGCCAUACAAAAGAAUUUCGUGGACAUGGAAAACAUGUUUGAUCUGCUGCGUGAGGAUGAGGAAAUCGUGGAUGCGCCUGGCUGCGCACCACUGCUAACUGCUGGCGGCGCAAUCGAGUUUUCAAAUGUUACAUUUGGCUACACGCCCGAUAAGCUGGUGCUUCGCAAUGUUAACUUCACUGUACCGGCAGGCAAGACAAUUGCCAUUGUAGGACCUUCCGGCGCCGGCAAGAGUACCAUAAUGCGAUUACUAUUCCGUUUCUAUGAUGUGCAAUCGGGCUCUAUCUCAAUAGACGGACAGAACAUCAAGCUUGUUCAACAGCAAAGUCUACGAAAAGCAAUUGGUGUUGUUCCCCAGGAUACUGUAUUAUUUAACAACACUAUUUACUACAACAUUGAAUAUGCCAAGAUAGGCGCCAGUGCUGAUGCAGUCUAUGAGGCUGCGCGCUCAGCGGACAUACACGAGAGAAUAUUGAGCUUCCCAGAUAGAUACGAGACAAAAGUGGGUGAGAGAGGACUGCGACUCAGUGGCGGCGAAAAGCAACGCGUGGCCAUCGCCCGAACACUUCUGAAGGCUCCGAUUAUAGUGCUGCUGGAUGAGGCUACUUCUGCGUUGGACACGCGCACAGAGCGUAACAUACAGGCUGCAUUGGCACGCGUAUGCACCAAUCGCACAACAAUUAUCGUUGCACACCGCUUGUCCACCAUCAUCCAUGCAGAUGAAAUAUUGGUGCUAAAGGAGGGCACCAUUGUGGAGCGUGGCAGACACGAGGAGCUGUUGCAAAGAGAUGACGGCGUUUAUGCAGAUAUGUGGCAGCAGCAGCUGAAAAACUUGGAUGCCGAACAGAAUGCGAACAACAGCUCAGAGUCUAUUGCAGCAGAGGGAACUUCAGCGGCGACUAGUGAAACAGCUGGACGACCACAAGUGCCGUCAACUUCGGGCAGUGGUGCUAUUCUUAGAUCGGGACACGGACAUGGAGGAGGGCACUAAGCGUUGGACAUUAAAAUAUAGAUAUUAAGCCUAACUUUGAUUAUUUUUGUUAAAUGUGAUUUGUGGUAUUUGUUGUAUAUGAACUGCAUGUCUGAUUCCUAGUUCUUGUCUACUUUACUGUAAAAAUAGAAACAUGAUAAUAAUUUUUAUAAACUUAAAA
Messenger RNA from Drosophila arizonae, 2842 nucleotides. It is a transcript of the gene Hmt-1, whose product is annotated as ABC transporter ATP-binding protein/permease Hmt-1. NCBI's taxonomy places the organism in Eukaryota, Metazoa, Arthropoda, Insecta, Diptera, Drosophilidae. Gene Ontology annotation, molecular function: heme binding; ATP binding; ATP hydrolysis activity. Gene Ontology annotation, cellular component: vacuolar membrane. Gene Ontology annotation, biological process: heme transport; transmembrane transport. The record is from RefSeq and is a predicted model, not a curated record.